Molecule: messenger RNA, 2869 nt
Organism: Malania oleifera
Lineage: Eukaryota; Viridiplantae; Streptophyta; Magnoliopsida; Santalales; Ximeniaceae
Product: protein ACTIVITY OF BC1 COMPLEX KINASE 7, chloroplastic
Exons: 18
Coding region: 450-2504 (684 amino acids)
Biological process (GO): regulation of response to reactive oxygen species
Source: RefSeq, a predicted model, not a curated record
CAAAGAAGGUGGAGUGUGUGAUUUCAUCUGGCCCUGCAAUCAACGGGCAAGAGAAUUCACCGGAAUCAGUAAGCUACUGCCUAAAAACCACAAAAUCCAACGGCCACAUAUGAAGCAACGGAAAGGUGGUGGUUGAGUUCGUUUGUCGUUAACCCUGACCGUGUAUGGUCCAAACUCCAGACGUUAGAAGCGAGGACACGCUAUUGCCACCGGUGCACGACACUCUUUACCCUUCCACUCUCAAUGUCUUCCCACCUUCAAUCUCUUUCGCAAAAAAUCAAUGAUUUUCUCAAUAAUUUCCUUGCCAGUUGAAAACCCCUUUAAAUCUCCACCUGACCUCGCUGCUUUCUGCCUGCAGAUUCAAUAUUACUGUGCAGUCAUCCUGCAGACACUGAAUGACCCAAUUGUAUUCGAUUCUGAAUCUUAAAACCCAAGUAUCUUUACUAUAAAUGGCAGCAACACUAGCUCACUGCAGCAGUUACUGCCACAAGGUAGAUUUGAUGAAUCAAGGAAGGGCAGUUGAGAAUCUGAGCUUUUCAAGCUCAAUUUGUUCCCAAAAAUUUCUUAAGCCCAAGAGGCAGGUGUUUUAUCUGCACAUUACCAAUAAAAUUCUCAGGCUUCGAGUGGAAGUCCAACAGACUAGAUCAUCUCCAAGAUUAGGUACUAAUGGACGAGCUAGGAAAAUGGUACCUGCAGGUGAAGUGGUGAAAAAGAAAAACCCAUCAGUUAGCAAAGUGGAGAUAAUAAAUGGCUCAAAGAGGGUUGUUAAUGGAGCUACCCUGACUACGAUGACUACUGCUCCUGCCUUGAUUAAGACCUCAGGGAUAAAAGACACUAAAGAGCUUUCUCUGAUGGAGGAGCUUAAAGUUCUGCCUUCAGAUGAAGGUUUCAGUUGGGCCAAUGACAAUUAUAGUUCUUUGCAGAGGACUAUAGAUGUUUGGUCUUUUAUUAUUUCUCUACGUGUCCGUGUGCUGUUGGAUAAUGCAAAAUGGGCAUAUUUGGGUCAAUUCACUGAAGAAAAGCAGAAGAAAAGAAGGAAAAUAACUGCAUCGUGGUUACGGGAACGUGUACUGCAACUUGGUCCAACUUUCAUUAAACUUGGGCAGUUAUCUUCAACAAGGUCAGAUCUGUUUCCACGCGAGUUUGUGGAUGAGCUAGUUAAGUUGCAGGAUAGGGUACCUGCCUUCUCACCAAAGAAAGCUAGAGAAUUCAUCAAGAGUGAACUGGGAGCAUCUGUAGACAUAUUGUUUAAGGAAUUCGAAGACCAGCCUAUUGCUGCAGCUAGUCUUGGUCAGGUACAUCGGGCUGUCCUGCAUAAUGGAGAAAAGGUAGUUGUGAAAGUUCAGCGGCCUGGUCUCAAGAAACUUUUUGACAUUGAUUUACGAAAUUUAAAGUUAAUUGCAGAGUAUUUUCAAAAUAGUGAAACUCUUGGAGGUCCAACAAAGGAUUGGGUUGGCAUAUAUGAAGAAUGUGCUACGAUUUUGUAUCAAGAAAUUGAUUAUAUAAAUGAAGGGAAGAAUGCUGAUAGAUUUCGCCGGGAUUUUCGAAAUGUAAAGUGGGUUCGAGUGCCUCUGGUGUUUUGGGAUUAUACUGCAUUGAAGGUGUUGACCUUGGAGUAUGUUCCAGGCAUUAAGAUAAAUCAGGUCAAUUUAAUAAAUGCUCGGGGUUAUAGUAGUUCGAGAAUUUCAUCAUGUGCUAUUGAAGCAUAUUUAAUUCAGAUACUGAAGACUGGUUUCUUUCAUGCUGAUCCUCAUCCUGGAAAUCUUGCUAUUGACACUGAUGAAGCACUUAUCUAUUAUGAUUUUGGCAUGAUGGGUGAGAUCAAAACUUUCACACGCAAGAGAUUGCUCGACCUUUUCUAUGCAGUUUAUGAAAAAGAUGCUAAUAAGGUUAUGAAAAGCCUUAUAGAUCUUGGAGCACUCCAGCCCACAGGAGACAUGUCGUCGGUCAGGAGAUCUGUGCAGUUUUUCUUGGACAAUUUGUUAGGUCAGACACCAGAUCAGCAGCAGACUUUGGCUGCAAUUGGUGAGGAUUUAUUUGCAAUAGCAACUGAUCAACCAUUCCGGUUUCCAUCCACCUUCACAUUUGUUACGAGGGCAUUUUCGACACUUGAAGGUAUUGGCUACACACUCGAUCCUAAUUUUUCCUUUGUGAAGAUUGCUGCGCCAUAUGCACAGGAGCUUUUAGACAUACGACAGAAGCAGCAAAGUGGAACACAAAUUGUUGAGGAGAUAACAAAACGAGCCAAUGAUGCCAGAACCUACACAAUAUCAAUGCCAUACAGAAUCCAGCGGAUAGAGGAGUUUGUAAAACAACUUGAGGCUGGAGAUUUAAAACUGCGUGUCCGGGUUCUUGAGUCUGAAAGAGCAGCUCGAAAGGCAACCAUAUUGCAGAUGGCUACCAUGUAUACAGUUUUGGGAGGAACUUUGCUGAACCUUGGGGUCACCUUCAGCUCUCAAGGCAGUUCAGUCUUCGCAAAUGGAUCUUUUAUUAGUGCUGAUUGAUUAACGGUUUGAGUGCUGGAUCGUUGGACCGAAUGAGGGGACAUCAUUUGGAGAAGGCGGACUCUAGCCUUACCCAAGGAGUGUUGUAACUGGUAUUGUUCCACCUGCCAAAGGAACGUGAUAGUGAAUCCUUUGGUGGUUUUUCCAAGGGCAAGGAUGUAAGCUGUGUCCAAGCCGAACCUCGUAAAAAACCCUGUGUUCUUAUUUCUCUUUCCUACUCUUUAUUUUUCAGCAAAAGAUAUAAUAUGCAUGGUUGCUUUAAAAUUCAAUUGUGAAUGUUUGGUUGUUAAAUAGACUGGUAGGUAAUUUGUUUCGGAUUGAUCAGCAUUGAUUGCGGAAAUCGAAUGGGACUAUGUUGGUUGAUC